UCCAGUAGGUACUAUGACCAACUUGAAAAACCAAGCUUCGCCCCUGGAACCCAACAUCCAAGCCCCUUCCUUCACUGGUCACCUGUUUCAACUCUGUAAUCCUCUAUUAGUCGCCGCUCAUUUCAGUCGGUCAGGCCUACACUCUUUUUCUCUCUUCCCUAACCUCAUCCCUCAAAAUCAGGUUGGUUAUGGAUCUUUCUUCCUCCACCACCACUUUAUUCUGCAGCAGCAUUAAUUGCUUGGGUAACUCAGAAAGUUGGUGAAGAAGAGUAGCGUUGAAGAAAUACGUAAAGGGUAUCAAUGUUUUGGGAUCUGGGUGGGGAAUACAAAUUCGAAUCGCAUUGACCACCAUGGUUCUAUUGCAGUUAGAUCCGUUUCUCAAUGAGCUUACUAGCAUGUUCGAGCGGAGCACCAAGAUAGGCUCUGUUUGGGUCACGCUUAAACGAUCGUCUUUGCAAUCAAAUUUACAGAAGACUAAGCAGAAAACUGCUGGAGAAGGCAUUGAAUUUCGAUGCCUUAUUCGUGCAACAGACGGGAAGAAGACGAUUUCUACUUCGGUUGGGGCGAAGGAUCACAUGCGCUUUCAAGCUUCAUAUGCCACCAUCCUAAAGGCCCACAUGAUAGCUCUGAAGAAGAGGGAGAGAAAAGAAAAGAAGAAAGCUGUGGAGACUGAUAAGAAAGAUGCAGGUGUGAAGAAGCCCAGGAAGGUGUAAACAAAGCCUAUAUCUAUAUGUACUUGUAUGAUUUUGUUAAGGUUAUUUUUUAAUUUAUUUUAUUUUUUUGAUAGAUAUAUUCUCAUUUGAUAUUGAAGCAUUUUGAUGAAGUUCUCUUUAGGAUUUGUAGGAAGAUCUUUCUUCUCACAUUGUUCAGUAGAUUUGAAACAUUGCUUAAUAUUCCUAAA
Messenger RNA from Humulus lupulus (European hop), 901 nucleotides. RefSeq names its product signal recognition particle 14 kDa protein-like. Gene Ontology annotation, cellular component: signal recognition particle, endoplasmic reticulum targeting. Gene Ontology annotation, biological process: SRP-dependent cotranslational protein targeting to membrane. Gene Ontology annotation, molecular function: 7S RNA binding; endoplasmic reticulum signal sequence receptor activity. The transcript is spliced from 5 exons. Lineage: Eukaryota; Viridiplantae; Streptophyta; Magnoliopsida; Rosales; Cannabaceae. The record is from RefSeq and is a predicted model, not a curated record. The coding region runs from base 351 to 713 and encodes 120 amino acids.